GGCGCGUGAGUCCUCUCACUCUCAUUCCAGGACAGCCAAGGGCAUCAAAGCAAGGUGAGUCUCUCUGUCCCACCCAGAGAACCAUAGCACCAGCCUGAUCAUCCACCCAGCCAGCCAGGCAGGCAGGCAGACAGAGCAGGGCAGAGUACCUAGUGUAGGAUAGCAGGCCCCAUACUGACUCGGGUCUGCCCCCCACCACUUCACACGGCAGCCAGGCAGGCCCAGGGGCAUAACUCUGGGCCACAGGAACAGGGACCAGGGGCCGACAAGGGAUGGAGAAAGAAAAGGAAAUUGAGAGAGGAGGAAAAAGAGGAAGAAAAAAAGGGGAUAACAGAGAGAAGGGGACAGAAAAAAAUAGGGAAAAGGAGUCAUAAAGACGAAUAUCCUAGAUGUGGCCCCUGGCCUGUUGGACUUUCCUCAUUCCAGUACCGGAUCUGUAAAUAGCUGCUGAUGCUUUCAAUCCUGCUAUUCAGGCCAGUUGCUCAUAAGCGCAUGAUUUUAGCCUCGCUGGGAUACUAUCCUCACAGGCGUUUCAGCCCUGAACAACACAUAGCUAAACCAAUACUUUUAGCCCUGCAUACAGAGCUAAACCAGCCUUUUCACAUUCUGGAGCAUUCGAGCUGUACAGGCCUUUUCAGUACAUAAAAGCAUGCCAUGUAGCGUAGAAUAGCAAUGCUGCGGUGGUACAAUAUGGAUAGUUUAUUACACAGGGAGGGAGUCCUGCUAUACCAACCUGCCACUGGAAUCUAUUCUGGGGUUUGAAGCACAAUGCUGCUCCAUUUUCUCCCUCCACCAGCUACUUUGCAUACCUCUGUUUUAUAUAUGUAUUUUUAAAAUUUUUAUUUACAUGUAUAUUUGUUUGAUGCUCAGUAUUUUUGAUGUGGGCAAACUUUGUUGCCGAACUUUGUUACAUGUCUGGGGCAGUGUGUGUGCUUAUAUGAGAAGAAAGAGUGUGUGUGUGUAUGGUCAGUGUGUGUCUGUGUGAGUAUGAAUGUGUGGAAAAGACACUUUCAGCAAACUAGCAUCACGAGUUGCACAUUGCCCAAAUGUAACAUUCUACUCUUUGUAAAAGUAGUAUUGUUUAUAACAGUCCUGCUAUCUGUGCUCUCUCAUUCCAGACAAUAAGAUGACUCAUCAUUGCACCAAGUUCUCUGGCCACUGGAAGGUAUGUAAGACUGGCUUACUGUGUGUAUGUAUAUAUGUAUAUAUAUAUAUAUAUAUAUAUAUAUAUAUAUAUAUAUAUAUAUAUAUAUAUAUAUAUAAACAUGGGGGAUUGGAAGUGAUGCAGACAAUUACAUUGAUGGAAGUUACAAUCUAUCUGCAAUAUUAAGCUGAUCUACCCGCUAAAAAAAUUACAUAAAUAAAAAAGACUGGCUUACUGAGUGUGCGGAUGACAGCACAGCUCCAUGCAUCAUAUAAAGGACUGCUGUGGACCUGUUUCAAUACUUAAAAAAUUAAUGUGUCCAUGAUCUAAAAGCAAUGUAGUGAAAUUCUUACUUCCACCUAUCCAACCAUGGCAGAUCAGUGAUUACCUCAAGGAAGCAAGAGGGGAAGGAAGGAUGAAUUUGUUAAGUAUUUGAGCUUAGUCUGUGGGUCCAGGAAAACUCUUUAACCAGAGAGUUGUGUGAGAAACAGGCCUCUAGGAUCAAUGUGACAACCUGAGCUCAGGACACACCGUUUAUCACAGGAGCCUGUUCUGUCAACAGCAGGGUUGGGUCUAGACACACUCUUUCUGUUCCAGCUGAACAGAUUACACCCUGCACAAAUUUAGACAAAUCACAGACCAUAUUAGCUCUAAAGAGGGAGUUGUAGAGACACUUCUGACUGCACACUACAGGGGGUGGUGGCACCUUUAAUUGGAGAGGACGGGCUCAUAGUAAUGUCUGAAACGGAGUUGAUGGAACGUAUCGAACACAUCAAACACAUGACAUUUAUUCCAUUCCAGACGUUAUUAUGAACCCUCCUCCCCUCAGCAGCCUCCAGUGCUGCACACAAACCUCAGCUUUAACCUGUCCAGGUAAAUAGAUAGAUACAGUAUGUAACUCAUGUGUGUCUCUCUCUCUCUCUCUGUGUCCCUCUCAGAUCAUUGUCUUCGACGAGGAGUGCUUCCAGGGCCGUCGCCAUGAGUUUACCUCAGAGUGCUGCAAUGUGAUGGAGUUCGGUUUCGAGACUGUGCGCUCCCUCAGGGUGGAAAGUGGAGCGUGAGUACUUACACACAAAUCCCCACUUAAAAUCCACACCUGCAGAAACGCUCACACAGACCUUGCACUCUAUGGUUUCAGACUUUAGAACUAUUGCUCAGAGAAGCUAAGGGAAAAGGGCGAUCUCUUACUUCUUCCCUUUCUCCCUCUCGCUCCUAUAGUUGGGUUGGCUAUGAGCAUGCUUCCUACCAGGGCCAGCAGUUUGUGCUGGAGAGAGGAGAGUACCCCCAGUGCGACGCCUUCGGAGGUAGCAACGCCUAUCACAUUGAGAGGAUGACCUCCUUCAGGCCCAUUGCCUGCGCUGUGAGUAACCAAGCUACCACUCUCUUCCUCUUUCUAUCUAUUCCUAUCUGUCUCUACCACUAUCUAUUCCACACUCUUCCUCUUGACUGACUAACUGACAUCCUCUCCCCCCGUCUUCUCCCCUCCAGAACCACAGGGAGUGCCGAAUGACCAUUUAUGAGCGCGAGAACUUCCUGGGUCGUAAGGGCGAGCUGAGCGACGACUACCCCUCCCUCCAGGCCAUGGGCUGGUGCAACAACGAGGUCGGCUCCCUCAAGAUCCAGUCCGGAGCGUGAGUAGCCAGCCCUUACCACAGUCAACCGACCUCUCUCUCUCCCUCCCUCUACUUCACUCACUCCUUGAGCUCUCACUCCAAUCUGCCUCGCUCUCUCUUUCAUCCUCUCUCCAAUCUAAUGUUUUACCACUCCCUUAGCCUCAUAGUAGCCAUUACCGCCAACUGACUCUGAAAUCUCUCUCUGUCUCUCUACCUAACAGUUUUGUGUGCUACCAGUACCCCGGAUACCGUGGCUACCAGUACAUCAUGGAGUGUGACCGUCACAUGGGCGAGUACAAGCACUUCAAGGAGUUCGGCUCCCACUCCCAGACCCCUCAGAUCCAGUCCAUCCGCCGCAUUCAGCAGUAACCUUGCACCCGUUAUCCCAAGCUUACCCCCACUGCUACCCAAUGCUGAAUAAACUGUAUUUCUAAAACCUCA
This is a messenger RNA of Coregonus sp. 'balchen', 3198 nucleotides long. NCBI's taxonomy places the organism in Eukaryota, Metazoa, Chordata, Actinopteri, Salmoniformes, Salmonidae. The record is from the annotation of a GenBank genome assembly.